Molecule: messenger RNA, 1576 nt
Organism: Impatiens glandulifera
Lineage: Eukaryota; Viridiplantae; Streptophyta; Magnoliopsida; Ericales; Balsaminaceae
Exons: 2
Coding region: 30-1091 (353 amino acids)
Source: RefSeq, a predicted model, not a curated record
CUAUCUGCAUUUGCUUGUGUUAUGCAGGAAUGAUGUUCCCCUCGUUUGGAAAUGAGUUUAGAGAACCGGGCAUGGACAGCAGAAACGAUAAUGCUCUGCACCCGUUUGGUUUGUUAUUAUCUGAGCUAGAAGGAAAUUAUGCAAGACGCGACCAACAGCCAUCUGACCACAUCAGCAUAAACACAAACUAUAGAGCCGGAAGAGCUAGCCCAUUUGGAACCCUCGAGGGUUCGGCUCACAUUUCCGAUACUUGGCCAAAUAUUAACCAAGAAUCUAUUCUCGAAAACCUCAUUGUAUUGAAACAACAGCAGCAGAUUCAACGCGAACGUGAACGUGAAGCCCAGCUUCAACAACAGCAACAGAGGCUCCAUAUGCAGCAAAUAUACAGACAGGAAAUGCAGAGGCAGUCUCUUAUCGAACAAAUGAUACAGAACCGUAAAGAAGAAGCUGCCCUCGAGCAAAUUUUAUUGAAGAAGCAGCAGCAGCAACAGAAUUACUUGUAUCAAGUGAAACUCAAUCAAGUGGAUCUAUCGGAGCUUGUCUCACGAGCAAAGUUUAAUCAUCAUCCUGAAGAUGAAAUCAAUCAAUUUCAUCGGAUGGCAGCCCGCCCUCAUACUGCGGGGCUGAGCCCGUUGGAUAUUUACCACCAUCAGCAGCAUCAACAACAACAACAACUGCAAAUGCCAAGGGAAAUGCAAAUGAAUUCUGUUGAGAGGCGAUGGCAGGAAGGAAACGAGUGGAAUGAUUCACACGUUCGAGUAUUGCAACAACAAGAGAAGAAGAAGUGGGAGUCGGAAAUGAAUCAUUCUCUUCCGAUGUAUGAAGAUCCUACGAGUUUAUGGAUGUCUGCGGGUGCUGUGGAUGAGGAUAGUUCCAAGACAUUACUUAUGGAAUUGCUCCACCAGAAACAUGAUGGACUAGGAUCUUACGCGGGAGUGUCCAAUGUUGGUGUAACCCAUGAAAAGGAAAGUGGCAACCGCAAAUCUGAUAUGAAUGUCUUGGAUGACACGGCAGACCACUACAGACACAACCACCGAUUACUGUUUGCUGGUGGGGCAGAAAAUGUAAGGAUGAAUGAAGGAAAGGGGUAGUAAUGGUAUAAGGAAGGGGAAGGGUUAAGACGAUAUAAUAGUAAUAGCGUUGAUACAACAUCGUUUAGCGAGAUGUUGAUCAGAAGUAAUAGUAAUAAUAUGAAGAAGGCUGUGGCGGGGCAAAGUGAGGAUGGGGUUGGAGGAUCGGAGGUGGGGAUGGAAAUGGGGAAAGGUGGUGGUGGUGGUGGGGGUGGUGGGAAGAAGAAAGGAAAGAAAGGGAGGCAACUUGAUCCGGCUCUUCUUGGAUUUAAGGUGACAAGUAAUCGAAUUAUGAAGGGUGAAAUUCAAAGGAUAGAUGAUUAACACACUCUCUAGUCAUUCAUUUCCUCUUUUUUUAUUUGAUUUGAUUUCUAGUGUAUAUUAUUACAUAAUAGGAUAUAUAUAUAUAUAUAUUGGUGUAGUGUAUUAUUACUUACCACCUACAGACUACUUCAGUUGAGGAGCAGCAGCUAUACAUACAAAGUGUAGAGAGCAUUUUAUUUCAU